AUGUCGCAACCAGAAAACGCUCGUCAAGUCCCCUUGGAGGGGUCUGCUACUGUGAGCACAAAUUCUAACUCGUAUAAUGAGAAAUCUGGAAACUCAACUGCUCCUGGUACCGCCGGUUACAACGAUGACUUGGCACAAGCCAAACCCGUAUCAAGUUACGUUUCUCAUGAAGGCCCUCCCAAAGACGAACUGGAAGAGCUGCAAAAAGAAGUCGACAACCAACUAGAGAGCAAAUCGAAGUCAGAUUUACUAUUUGUAUCCGUCUGCUGUUUGAUGGUUGCUUUUGGUGGGUUCGUGUUCGGAUGGGAUACUGGUACAAUAUCUGGUUUUGUCAGACAAACCGAUUUCAUUAGGCGAUUUGGUAGUACCCGUGCGGAUGGGACUUCCUAUCUUUCCGAUGUCAGGACCGGUUUGAUGGUUUCUAUUUUCAACAUCGGCUGCGCUAUUGGAGGUAUAGUUUUGUCAAAACUCGGUGAUAUGUAUGGACGUAAAAUUGGUCUGAUGACUGUUGUCGUCAUCUACUCAAUUGGAAUCAUCAUACAAAUUGCGUCCAUUGACAAAUGGUAUCAAUAUUUCAUCGGUAGAAUCAUCUCAGGGCUGGGUGUUGGUGGUAUCACAGUUUUGGCACCGAUGCUAAUUUCUGAGGUGUCGCCUAAGCAGUUGCGUGGUACUUUAGUUUCGUGCUACCAAUUAAUGAUCACUUUCGGUAUCUUUUUGGGCUAUUGUACUAAUUUUGGUACCAAGAAUUACUCAAACUCUGUCCAAUGGAGGGUGCCACUAGGUUUGUGUUUUGCAUGGUCUAUCUUCAUGAUUGUAGGUAUGACAUUUGUCCCCGAAUCCCCACGUUAUCUGGUGGAAGUAGGAAAAAUCGAAGAAGCCAAGCGGUCUUUAGCAAGAGCUAAUAAAACCACUGAAGAUUCUCCUUUGGUUACUUUGGAAAUGGAGAAUUAUCAAUCUUCUAUUGAGGCUGAAAGAUUAGCGGGUUCUGCUUCUUGGGGUGAAUUGGUUACCGGUAAACCCCAAAUGUUCAGACGUACUCUAAUGGGUAUGAUGAUUCAAUCUUUACAACAGUUGACUGGUGACAACUACUUCUUCUACUACGGCACUACAAUCUUCCAAGCCGUGGGUUUGGAAGAUUCAUUUGAAACCGCUAUCGUUUUGGGUGUUGUUAACUUUGUUUCGACCUUUUUCUCACUUUAUACCGUUGACCGUUUUGGUCGUCGUAACUGUUUAUUAUGGGGUUGUGUCGGUAUGAUUUGUUGCUAUGUCGUCUAUGCCUCUGUUGGUGUUACCAGAUUAUGGCCAAAUGGUCAAGACCAACCAUCUUCAAAGGGUGCUGGUAACUGUAUGAUUGUUUUUGCAUGUUUCUAUAUUUUCUGUUUCGCUACCACUUGGGCCCCCGUUGCCUAUGUUCUUAUUUCUGAGUCAUAUCCCUUGAGAGUACGUGGUAAGGCAAUGUCGAUUGCUAGUGCAUGUAACUGGAUUUGGGGGUUCUUGAUCAGUUUUUUCACUCCAUUUAUUACUUCAGCAAUUAAUUUCUAUUAUGGGUAUGUCUUCAUGGGUUGUAUGGUGUUCGCAUACUUUUAUGUGUUCUUCUUUGUUCCAGAGACUAAGGGCUUAACAUUAGAAGAAGUCAACGAAAUGUAUGAAGAAAAUGUGCUACCUUGGAAGUCUAACAAAUGGAUUCCACCAUCUAGGAGGACAGCAGAUUAUGACCUAGAUGCUACUAGAAAUGAUUCUAGACCAUUUUAUAAAAGGAUGUUCACUAAGGAAAAAUAA
Molecule: messenger RNA, 1779 nt
Organism: Saccharomyces paradoxus
Lineage: Eukaryota; Fungi; Ascomycota; Saccharomycetes; Saccharomycetales; Saccharomycetaceae
Gene: HXT5
Product: hexose transporter HXT5
Exons: 1
Coding region: 1-1779 (592 amino acids)
Biological process (GO): carbohydrate transport; transmembrane transport
Cellular component (GO): plasma membrane
Molecular function (GO): carbohydrate:proton symporter activity
Source: RefSeq, a predicted model, not a curated record